Messenger RNA from Pollicipes pollicipes, 1712 nucleotides. RefSeq names its product cleavage and polyadenylation specificity factor subunit 6. The coding region runs from base 246 to 1556 and encodes 436 amino acids. The record is from RefSeq and is a predicted model, not a curated record. Lineage: Eukaryota; Metazoa; Arthropoda; Thecostraca; Pollicipedomorpha; Pollicipedidae. The transcript has 10 exons. Gene Ontology annotation, molecular function: RNA binding.
CACCGCCAUUUUGAGGAAUCGACCGUUUAGGCUGGAUCGUGUGGGGUUUCGGGAGGUCCGUUUGUCGAGAACCAAGUGUCUCGCGCCGGCGCCGGUCGGAGCGCGCUCGGAGCGGCCCAGCCAGAGCCCGCCGCCGGAGCAGCUCUACCGUGGCGCCGACGGGACCGGUCGUCACACGCUCUCUCGAUUGUGACCGGCGUUAGCGAGCGUCCUGUUAGCACGCCGCAACCUCACUUUGUUUGGCCAUGGGUGAUGCCGAUUUAGACCUAUAUGAAGAUGUUGACGACUUCAACAUCAAGGACUUCGGCGACACCGACCUCUACGAUGACGUGGUCACGGCGGACGGCGGCGAGGUGGAGAAGGCCGGCGGCGGAGGAGGAGGCGGCGGCGGCCGCAGCAACGGAGCCGCCGAUAAGGCCGAGCCCGGCUUCAAGCCGACCAGUUCACGCGGCGGCCGCCGCUACCAGCUGUACGUCGGCAACUUGACCUGGUGGACAACGGACGCGGACAUCUACACUGCCUGCCGUGAGAUCGGUGUCAAUGACCUGCUCGACAUCAAGUUCUACGAGAACCGCAUCAACGGACAGUCCAAGGGCUUCUGUAUGAUCUUCAUUGGCUCGGAGGGCAGCUACCAACAGUGCAUGGAGAAGCUGAGCAAGAAGGAGCUGCACGGCCAGCACCCGGUUGUGACCUACACCAACAAGCAGGCGCUGCAGCAUUUCGAGUCGCAGUCGCGGACCCGGCCGCCGAGUCAGCAGCAGCAGCAGCCGCCGUCUCACCACCAACCGCGCGAGCCGCGCGACAGCGCGCCGGCGCCGCACGUCAACCCGGCCUUCUUCGCGCCGAGCAGCCAGCCGCCUCCGGGGUACAGCCACGGCCCGCCGCCGGCGGCGCCGGCGCCGGCCGCCACCCAGCCGCCGGCCGCGCCCGCCGCGCCCGCCAUCAGCGAGGCCGAGUUCGAGGAGAUCAUGAACCGCAACCGCACCGUCUCGUCGUCGGCCAUCGCGCGCGCCGUCGCCGACGCCUCUGCUGGCGAGUACGCCAGCGCCAUCGAGACCCUGGUGACGGCCAUCUCGCUCAUCAAGCAGUCCAAGGUGUCGUCGGACGAGCGGUGUAAGAUCCUCAUCAGCUCGCUGCAGGACACGCUGCACGGUAUCGAGGCCAAGAGCUACGGCCGUAAGGAGCGAGAGCGGUCCAGGUCCCGGGACCGGGACCGCUACCACAGCAGUCGGCGCCGCGAGCGCUCGCGCUCCCGCGACCGCGAGCGCGACCGAUCGCGCAGCCGCGAGCGCUACGCGGACGAACGGCGCGACCGCGACAGGGAGCGCGAGAGUGCGACCAGAGCGGCGGUCGCUCCGCGCGGCAGCGGCGUCGGACCAAGUUACCCGCCGCUGGCCAGGCCGAAGAUCAGCGAGCCGAACCUGUCAGCGCGCUACUACGACGACCGGUACCGGGAGAAAGAGCGGCGCGACGACCGAUCUCGCGACGAGCGCGAGGUGCACCGGCGCGACGAGCGCUCGCGGGACCGCGAUCGCGACCGGCGCGACCCGCACUAGGCGGCGCCGCGGGCCCGGCCGGCCGGCCGGCACGGCCCGCUCCGGCGGCCGCUCCUCUCUGUCUCCCUGCCCGCUGCUCUGUCCGUUUUAUUCAGGCGAGGCUGUGGAUGCCUGGCGAGGCCUUGCGCGGGCCAGGCAAGGCCUUGCGCAGGCCAG